AUGCCGGCAGCACCACCGGCCCCAGACUCUUCCGCCCCUUCGCCUGACCCCGCGUCUGAGCGUCGCCCACACAUGGAGCACUCGUCGUCGUCGGGUGCCCCACCCGCGGCUGCCGACAGCCAGCUAGCAGUGCCUCAGCCAGAGCGGCACGCACGCCUGGUGACGGAGAUUGUGCAGCUCCCUCCAGACCUUGACAGUGACGACUCGGAUGACGAGCGCAAUCCCGCCGUUGAUCGGGCGCCUACCGACGGCGACGGUGCACCGGACGACGACUUCCUGUCAACCUACCCGGACGACACCGAAGAGCUUCACCUCCAACAUCUGCGCCUUGAGAACUCGUCGCUUCUUCCUCUGCACCUGCCACGGUUUACGCAUCUAAACCGUCUUUGUCUCCGCCAAAACGAGCUCUCUUCUCCUCUUCCGGCCGACUGUUUCACUCUCAAUGAGCUCGAGGAUCUUGACCUUUACGACAACCGACUUGGUCCGCGAGUCGAGGACGCAGAGCUGAAGGGGGCAUCCAAGGUUACCUCUCUCGACCUGUCGUUCAACAACAUCCGGCAUGUCCCUAACCUCCCUUCACUCAGGGACGUAGACACGCUCUACCUAGUUCAGAACAAGAUUUCCCGCAUCGAUGAGGGUGUGCUGGACUGGUGUGCCGAAAAGAUGAAGAGCAUUGAGUUGGGUGGAAACCGCAUUCGGGUGAUGGAGAACCUGGCGAUGCUCACAAAGCUGGAGGAGCUGUGGCUCGGCAAGAACAAGAUCCGCAAGCUUGAAUGUCUGGACACGUUCUCCAACCUCAAGAUCCUCAGCAUCCAGAGCAACCGCAUCACCAAGAUGGAGGGGCUGGAGGGGCUCGUCAACUUAGAGGAGCUGUACCUCAGCCAUAACGGGUUGCGGAAGAUUGAGGGCCUGGAGAAGAACACCAAGUUGCGUACACUGGACGUUGGGAACAACGAGAUUGAAGAGGUCGAGGGCGUGUUGCAUCUCGCAGACCUCGAGGAGUUCUGGGCCUCUUACAACAAGAUCCCCAACCUCCGGAGCGUCGAGAAGGAGCUCAGAGGGCUCAAGAACCUUGAGACGGUAUAUCUCGAGGGCAAUCCGUGCCAGACAAACGACCGUGCGCAGUACCGCCGCAAGGUCAUGCUCGCGCUGCCGCAGGUCAAGCAGAUUGACGCAACGUUUGUCCGCAUGUAG
Cutaneotrichosporon cavernicola is the source of this 1194-nucleotide messenger RNA. RefSeq lists its product as uncharacterized. The record is from RefSeq and is a predicted model, not a curated record. Gene Ontology annotation, molecular function: protein binding. Lineage: Eukaryota; Fungi; Basidiomycota; Tremellomycetes; Trichosporonales; Trichosporonaceae. Bases 1 to 1194 code for a protein of 397 amino acids. The transcript is spliced from 6 exons.